CUGGACUUUGCCUUUUUCCUCCCUCCUGGAGCCGCCUUUGUUUGCCUUCCCCUUUGUGGACUCUGUGGCUAAGUGGGAACCAUGGCUGCUCAGAAAGAUCUCUGGGAUGCCAUUGUGAUCGGGGCAGGCAUCCAGGGAUGCUUCACUACAUACCACUUGGCCAAACACGGGAAGAGGGUCCUCCUGCUGGAGCAGUUCUUUCUCCCGCACUCCCGAGGAAGCUCCCACGGACAGAGCCGCAUAAUCCGAAAGGCUUACUCUGAAGACUUCUACACCCAGAUGAUGAAUGAGUGCUAUCAGAUAUGGGCCCAGCUGGAGCUCGAGGCAGGGACCGCCCUGCACAGGAAGACUGAACUGCUGGUCCUGGGAAAGGAGAAUCCAGGAUUAAAGACAAUGCAGGCCACUCUUUCUAGGCAGGGGAUAGAACACCAGUACCUCACAUCUGAGGAACUAAAGCAACGUUUCCCGAAUCUCCGGCUCACCAGUGAAGAAGUGGGGCUCUUGGACAAGACUGGGGGGGUCCUUUACGCGGACAAGGCCCUCAGAGCCCUCCAGGAUGCAAUUCACCAGUUCGGAGGAACAGUAAAGGAUGGAGAGAAAGUGACAGAGAUAAGACCUGGGCUCCCAGUCAGGGUGAAAACCACCUCUAGGAGCUACCACGCCAAGAGCUUGGUCAUCACAGCAGGUCCUUGGACCAACCAGCUCCUCCAACCCCUGGGAAUUGAGUUACCUCUCCAGACUCUGCGGAUCAACGUGUGCUACUGGCCAGAGAAGGUUCCUGGGAGCUAUGGUGUGUCCCAAGCCUUUCCCUGCUUCAUGUGGCUGGGCCUGGCUCCCCAUUCAGUCUAUGGGCUGCCUGCAGGAGAGUACCCUGGGCUGAUGAAGGUCUGUUAUCACCAUGGCAACAACGUGGAUCCCGAGGAGCGGGACUGCCCCACGGUCUCCUCAGGCAACCAGGAUGUCCAAAUCCUGUGCCGCAUCGUCAAAGACCACUUCCCCGACCUGAGGCCUGAGCCCGCCAUCGUGGAGCGCUGCAUGUACACAAAUACUCCUGAUAAGCACUUUGUUCUUGAUCGUCACCCAAAGUAUGACAAUAUUGUCAUUGGUGCUGGAUUCUCUGGGCAUGGAUUCAAGCUGGCCCCUGUUGUGGGAAAGAUCCUGUACGAAUUAAGCAUGAAAUUAACGCCAUCCUAUGACUUGGCACCAUUUCGGAUAAGCCGUUUCUCUGGCCUGGGCAAAGCCCACCUUUGAUGACUGACUUCCCUUCUGUGCCCAGGCCUCUGCUGGGAAAGAGUUCUCAAAUAAAGGAAGUGGCCCUGAGAUGUAUCCUUUUCUCUU
Messenger RNA from Fukomys damarensis (Damara mole-rat), 1338 nucleotides. RefSeq names its product pipecolic acid and sarcosine oxidase (gene Pipox). Bases 82 to 1251 code for a protein of 389 amino acids. Gene Ontology annotation, molecular function: flavin adenine dinucleotide binding; sarcosine oxidase activity; L-pipecolate oxidase activity. Gene Ontology annotation, cellular component: peroxisome. NCBI's taxonomy places the organism in Eukaryota, Metazoa, Chordata, Mammalia, Rodentia, Bathyergidae. The record is from RefSeq and is a predicted model, not a curated record. The transcript is spliced from 8 exons.